This is a messenger RNA of Vigna umbellata (rice bean), 477 nucleotides long. The record is from RefSeq and is a predicted model, not a curated record. NCBI's taxonomy places the organism in Eukaryota, Viridiplantae, Streptophyta, Magnoliopsida, Fabales, Fabaceae.
AUGUCGAUUACUAUUGAUGACGUGUCGACAUUACUUCACCUGCCUAUGAUGGGACAAAUGUGUGAUUUGGAGGAGUUGGAGUUUGAGGAGGCUCGUACAGCCCUUGUGCAACUGAUCGGCGUUGAUGGUGGCACGACAGGUGCUGAGAUGGAGGACGCACGUGGUCCGAAAGUCAGACUCAGCUGGCUUAGAGAGAUAUAUGUUCAAAGAUAUGCCUGGGGUGUUGCUGCACUCGCCUAUUUGUACGACCAGCUCGGGGAUGCGAGUCUUGCCUCCACGAAGCAGAUGGCUGGAUAUUUGACUCUAUUUCAGAGUUGGAUAUACGAGCAUUUCCCUGGCAUGGGGAGGAGGCGGUUGGUGACUUCUUACGAUGAUACCACACCACGUGCCAUGAGGUGGCAGAGCCCUAGGCAGAGUUCCACUCUCGCCGAGAUUCGGUCACAGUUGGAUGCGCUGACAUACAGUGGUGUUGUAUGA